Molecule: messenger RNA, 2269 nt
Organism: Nelumbo nucifera (sacred lotus)
Lineage: Eukaryota; Viridiplantae; Streptophyta; Magnoliopsida; Proteales; Nelumbonaceae
Biological process (GO): protein adenylylation
Cellular component (GO): chloroplast thylakoid
Molecular function (GO): AMPylase activity
Source: RefSeq, a predicted model, not a curated record
GAGAGAGAGUCAGAGAGAGAGAGAGGGAGGGUUUUUUUUUUUCCUAACAAAGAAAAGAAUUAAAGAAAUGCUCGCCCAUUUAUCGAUGCCUCUUCCUUCCACUCGUCUCUCCUUUCCCACUGUGUUGCGACCUAUCUUGUUUUACUUCCCGAAAUCGUCCUCUCGUCUUCUUCCUCCGACCACCUUUUGCCGGCAAUUCACGAUUUUUCGGGUCACUGGCCGAAAAUCACUCUUCUCCUCGGCUGGCCGCCUGAGAUCCACCGUCGCGUGCGAGGUUGGAGGACGGCUUUUCUCAGGUGCUGCUUCAAUGGAUUCUUCUGCAAGAGAAGGGACUUUGUCUCUGGAGUCAAUGACAGAUAAUCUUAAGAACCAGAGAUUAGGGAACGAUGAGAGGGUUGGUUUGAGGCUUGAAGACCUGAAUUGGGACCAUUCAUUUGUACGAGAGUUGCCUGGAGAUCCGAGGACUGAUACAAUUCCACGAGAGGUAUUACAUGCUUGCUACACAAAGGUGUCCCCUUCGGCUGAAGUAGACAACCCUAAGCUUGUUGCAUGGUCAGAGUCAGUUGCUGAGUUACUCGAUUUGGAUCCUAAGGAAUUUGAAAGGCCGGACUUCCCACUCAUAUUUUCAGGGGCAUCCCCUUUGGUGGGAGGGAUGCCCUAUGCUCAAUGCUAUGGAGGACAUCAAUUUGGCAUGUGGGCUGGUCAGUUGGGUGAUGGUCGUGCAAUAACUCUUGGGGAGCUUCUGAAUUCUAGACAUGAGAGGUGGGAAUUGCAGCUUAAAGGUGCUGGUAAGACUCCUUACAGCCGGUUUGCAGAUGGCCUUGCAGUUCUGCGAAGUAGCAUCAGGGAGUUCCUCUGCAGUGAAGCAAUGAACAGCCUAGGAAUCCCAACAACCCGUGCACUUUGUCUUGUUACAACAGGCAAAUAUGUCACCCGGGAUAUGUUUUAUGAUGGAAAUCCAAAGGAGGAACCUGGUGCAAUUGUUUGCAGAGUUGCUCAAUCUUUUCUUCGCUUUGGUUCAUUCCAAAUACAUGCAUCUAGAGGCAAAGAAGAUAUUGAUAUUGUAAAAGCUUUGGCAGGCUACACCAUCCGGCAUCACUUUCCCAAUAUUGAGAAGAUAAACAAGGGCGAGAGCUUGUCUUUCAAGAUGGGUGGGGAGGGCUCCUCAGUUGUAGAUUUGACAGCUAACAAAUAUGCAGCCUGGGCAGUUGAGGUUGCUGAGCGGACUGCUUACUUGGUUGCAAGCUGGCAGGGGGUUGGAUUCACUCAUGGUGUGCUCAACACUGACAAUAUGAGUGUUUUGGGUCUUUCCAUUGAUUAUGGCCCCUUUGGAUUUUUGGAUGCUUUUGAUCCAAGUUACACUCCAAAUACCACAGACUUGCCAGGGAGAAGGUACUGCUUUGCAAAUCAACCAGAUAUUGGCUUAUGGAAUAUUGCACAGUUUUCUGCAACUCUAUCAGCUGCAAAGUUGAUCAGUGAUGAAGAGGCGAACUAUGCUAUGGAGAGAUAUGGGACUAAAUUUAUGGAUGAGUACCAAUCUAUUAUGACCCGAAAACUUGGUUUGCCAAAAUACAACAAACAAUUGAUAAGUAAACUUCUCAACAACAUGGCAGAUGAUAAAGUUGACUACACAAAUUUCUUCCGGUUGCUUUCAAAUGUUAAGGCAGACCCUAGCAUCUCAAAAGAUGAACUGCUUGUUCCACUUAAGCCUGUUUUACUGGAUAUGGGCAAGGAGCGCAAGGAGGCGUGGAUAAGCUGGGUACAGACCUAUAUAGAAGAGCUUGUUGCUAGUGGCAUUCCGGAUGAUCAAAGGAAGGUUGCAAUGAACUCUAUCAACCCAAAAUUCAUUCUACGGAACUACUUGUGUCAAAGUGCCAUAGAUGCAGCUGAACAAGGUGACUAUGAAGAGGUUAAGAGGCUGCUCAAAGUCAUGGAACGACCAUAUGAUGAACAGCCAGGGAUGGAGAAAUAUGCACGUUUACCCCCUGCAUGGGCCUAUCGGCCUGGUGUGUGCAUGCUUUCUUGUUCUUCCUGAGAAACUUCGACAUUCUGAGAACAUAAAUCCCAAAAGAUCAUGUAACUUUGGUGUAUAUAAUAGUUGCAUUCAGUUGCGGCCAAAAACAAUAAUAUACAAAAGUUGUACUCUUUUAUUCAUAUGCUUUGUAAUGAGAAAAGUGUUGCUAGGUUAGUGUAUCUUCUGGAACUACAGCAAAUCACUUGUAAUGAUUUUGGAUCAGACAAUAAUAGAUGGCUGAAAUGACUUCUUUUA